Messenger RNA from Pseudomassariella vexata, 805 nucleotides. RefSeq lists its product as uncharacterized. The record is from RefSeq and is a predicted model, not a curated record. The transcript is spliced from 2 exons. Lineage: Eukaryota; Fungi; Ascomycota; Sordariomycetes; Amphisphaeriales; Pseudomassariaceae. Bases 324 to 773 code for a protein of 149 amino acids.
AGCGCGCGUCAACUGGCCAUGCCGUGUGCCUGCGGCUUCCAAGUUACUGAUUGGUGAAUGGGUUAGUUUGAGAAGAUAUCGUAAAUUUGCCGCGUGGUGUAGAGGUUGUGAGCAAUCUGGGGUCAAGUAGUGGCGGAGUAUUGUGAACUGGCUCCCACUGUCAACGUCACUCGGCUCCUUCGUGCCCAAUUUCUCAAUACUUAAGACAUGAAAGCGACUCGGUCAUCAAAAGAAACAUAUCUCCGACAGAUUUAGCCCAGGCUCUGCCAUUAAUCUUUUCACUUUCGGCUCCCACGUUGUUCUGCCACUUUCCACUUUCGGACAUGCAGGAGCUCUACGCCACUACGAACCUUCAUGUCUUAGUUGGCGUUGACUGCAGUUGGCCAUUAACUGGACGACGAAUUGAACAUGAUCAAGUUAGCCCUAGCCUACAAAACUGGAGUUUCGAGCUACCAUUUUAUUACACCCUUAUGGCGCCGUUUAUUCUGUCACCUCCUCGGCCAUGGUCUCCCCCGCAAUCGUGUUUCGGUCCGAUAGCCAUGGGCCAGAGGCGAACCUAUCCGUCACAAAAAUCAUUCAAACUGGGUUCUAUCUUUGGCAGUUCAGCAGGUACUCAAAACAUAAUGCGCUCCGAGGUUCAACAUAUGUUGAACUUAUCCGACAGUGGUACGGAAAGUUUUCACUCAGGUAGCCUUUUGUCACCACCGAUAGCGGGUAAAAUAACAGCAUAUCUUUAUUAUCUAACAUAUGAUGCACAUAUAUUAGAUAUAUGAUAUAAUAGUGCUAUAUAUGUGUAUCCUGGUCG